AUGGACUCACUCGAGUAUCACGUGCUGUGCACCAAGCCCGCCGGGUCAUGGCUCCUGCAUGCUGACUCCACCCAGGUUUCAUGCUGCCUGGGUGUCUGCCCGUCUGUCCACAGCCCUGUCCCCUGCCUGGUGUCAUUUGUCCCCUGCUCAGCCGACGAUGGGGGCUUUGAAAGCGGAGCCUACAACAACAGCGCCAUCUCCACUCCUCACCUGGACGCCCUGGCCCGGCGCAGCCUCCUCUUCCGCAACGCCUUCACCUCGGUCAGCAGCUGCUCUCCCAGCCGCGCCAGCCUGCUCACCGGCCUGCCGCAGCAUCAGAACGGCAUGUACGGGUUGCACCAGGGCGUGCACCACUUCAGCUCCUUCGACAAGGUGCGGAGCCUGCCGCUGCUGCUCAGCCAGGCCGGCGUGCGCACGGGCAUCAUCGGGAAGAAGCACGUGGGGCCGGAGACCGUGUACCCGUUCGACUUCGCGUACACAGAGGAGAACAGCUCUGUGCUCCAGGUGGGGCGGAAUAUCACAAGGAUUAAGCUGCUAGUGCGGAGAUUCCUGCAGACCCAGGAUGACCGGCCCUUCUUCCUCUACGUGGCCUUCCACGACCCCCACCGCUGUGGGCACUCCCAGCCCCAGUACGGAGCCUUCUGUGAGAAGUUCGGGAAUGGGGAGCGCGGCAUGGGGCGCAUCCCGGACUGGACACCCCAGACCUACAACCCUCAGGACGUGCUGGUGCCGUACUUUAUCCCCGACACACCAGCAGCCCGAGCCGACCUGGCUGCCCAGUAUACGACCAUCGGCAGGAUGGACCAAGGGAUCGGACUUGUGCUCCAGGAGCUGGGCAGCGCUGGAGUCCUAAACGACACACUGGUCAUGUUCACGUCAGACAACGGGAUCCCCUUCCCCAGCGGGAGGACCAACCUGUACCGCCCCGGGACUGCUGAGCCCCUGCUGGUGUCAUCUCCGGAGCACCCGCACCGCUGGGGCCAGGUCAGCGAGGCCUACGUGAGCCUCCUAGACCUCACCCCUACCAUCCUGGAUUGGUUCUCCAUCCCCUACCCCAGCUACGCCAUCUUUGGCUCCAGGACCGUCCAGCUCACGGGCCGGUCCCUGCUGCCGGCGCUGCAAGAGGAGCCCGCUUGGGCCACGGUCUUCGGCAGCCAGAGCCACCACGAGGUGACCAUGUCCUACCCCAUGCGCUCGGUGCUGCACGGGCACUUCCGCCUGGUGCACAACCUGCACUUCAAGAUGCCCUUCCCCAUCGACCAGGACUUCUACGUCUCGCCCACCUUCCAGGACCUCCUGAACCGAACCGUGGCCAGCCGGCCCACGGGCUGGUACAAGGACCUCCACCAGUACUACUACCGCGCCCGCUGGGAGCUCUACGACAGCAGCCAGGACCCCCACGAGACGCAGAACCUGGCCGCAGACCCGCGCCUGGCGCCGGUGCUGCAGGCGCUGAGAGCCCGGCUGGCCAAGUGGCAGUGGGAGACGCACGACCCCUGGGUGUGCGCGCCCGACGGCGUGCUGGAGGACAGGCUCGCCCCGCGGUGCCAGCCUCUCCACAACGAGCUGUGACCUGCCACCGGGCGCCUGCUCCCGCCCUGCCCUCCUCCCGGGGUCACGGCUGCCUCCCCCCGGCGCUGCCUCGCUGCCUCCCUGGCCGAGGACUGGCUGUGCUGGCAUCCGAGCUGUGUCCUGGCAGGGGGGUUCUGGGGACUAUGGAGACAGGGUGGGGACCCGGGUUCCCUCCAGCCUGUGUGUCCCCAGCCCACAAGGAGCCUGGGACGUCCCGCAGCCCCCACGGGCAGUGGCCGCUUUUACCAACCUUGGUCCCUAGGAAAAGGCUCUGCCCGGCCACAGCUUGCUCCUGCUGCCGCCUUGCCCCACCCCCAAUCCCAGGCCAUGCCUGCCCACGUAGCGUUUUCCUGGAUUCUUGGUGGUCUUUCUGAGGGUGAGGCCGAGUUCCACCCUUCUUCAUGUGACACCAGCACCUCGUUCACAUCGGCCCUGUCCCCUCCCACCACCGGGCCCCCCCCCUCUGCUCUGUAGUGGGGGACGGGGAGGCGGCAGGCCAUGGGCCACCAUGGGACAAAAGCUUUUUAUUUUAGUAAAAUACAUAGGAAUUC
Molecule: messenger RNA, 2123 nt
Organism: Dipodomys ordii (Ord's kangaroo rat)
Lineage: Eukaryota; Metazoa; Chordata; Mammalia; Rodentia; Heteromyidae
Gene: Sgsh
Product: N-sulfoglucosamine sulfohydrolase
Exons: 8
Coding region: 1-1572 (523 amino acids)
Biological process (GO): glycosaminoglycan catabolic process; heparan sulfate proteoglycan catabolic process
Molecular function (GO): N-sulfoglucosamine sulfohydrolase activity
Source: RefSeq, a predicted model, not a curated record